Loxodonta africana (African savanna elephant) is the source of this 2210-nucleotide messenger RNA. RefSeq names its product SLIT and NTRK like family member 1 (gene SLITRK1). Gene Ontology annotation, molecular function: protein binding. The record is from RefSeq and is a predicted model, not a curated record. NCBI's taxonomy places the organism in Eukaryota, Metazoa, Chordata, Mammalia, Proboscidea, Elephantidae. Gene Ontology annotation, biological process: axonogenesis; regulation of presynapse assembly; positive regulation of synapse assembly. Bases 120 to 2210 code for a protein of 696 amino acids. Gene Ontology annotation, cellular component: postsynaptic density membrane; GABA-ergic synapse; glutamatergic synapse. The transcript has a single exon.
CUUCUCCUUGCCUGGGUUCGGACAUUGGAGCACUAAAUGAACUUGAAUUGUGUCUGUGGCGAGCAGGAUGGUCGCUGUUACUUUGUGAUGAGAUCGGGGAUGAAUUGCUCGCUUUAAAAAUGCUGCUUUGGAUUCUGUUGCUGGAGACGUCUCUUUGUUUUGCCGCUGGAAACGUUACAGGGGACGUUUGCAAAGAGAAGAUCUGUUCCUGCAAUGAGAUAGAAGGGGACCUACACGUAGACUGUGAAAAAAAGGGCUUUACAAGUCUGCAGCGUUUCACCGCCCCGACUUCCCAGUUUUACCAUUUAUUCCUGCAUGGCAAUUCCCUCACUCGACUUUUCCCUAAUGAGUUCGCCAACUUUUAUAACGCGGUUAGUUUGCACAUGGAGAACAAUGGCUUGCAUGAAAUCGUUCCCGGGGCUUUUCUGGGCUUGCAGCUGGUGAAAAGGCUGCACAUCAACAACAACAAGAUCAAGUCUUUUCGAAAGCAGACUUUUCUGGGGCUAGACGAUCUGGAAUACCUCCAGGCUGAUUUUAAUUUAUUACGGGAUAUAGACCCGGGGGCCUUCCAGGACUUGAACAAGCUGGAGGUGCUCAUUUUAAAUGACAAUCUAAUCAGCACCCUACCUGCCAACGUGUUCCAGUAUGUGCCCAUCACCCACCUGGACCUCCGGGGAAACAGGCUGAAAACCCUGCCCUAUGAGGAGGUCUUGGAGCAAAUACCUGGCAUUGCCGAGAUCCUGCUAGAGGAUAACCCCUGGGACUGUACCUGUGAUCUGCUUUCCCUGAAAGAAUGGCUCGAAAACAUUCCUAAAAAUGCCCUGAUCGGCCGAGUGGUCUGCGAAGCCCCCACCAGACUGCAGGGCAAAGACCUCAAUGAAACCACCGAACAUGACUUAUGUCCUUUGAAAAACCGAGUGGAUUCUAGUCUCCCGGCCCCCCCUGCCCAAGAAGAGACCUUCGCUCCUGGCCCCCUGCCAACUCCUUUCAAGACAAAUGGACAAGAAGAUCAUGCCACCCCAGGGUCCGCUCCGAACGGAGGUACAAAGAUCCCAGGUAACUGGCAGAUCAAGAUCAGACCCACGGCAGCCUUAGCGGCCGGCAGCGCCAGAAACAGACCCCCAGCCAGCGGUUUGCCCUGCCCUGGGGGCUGCAGCUGCGACCACAUCCAAGGGUCGGGUUUAAAGAUGAACUGCAACAACCGGAACGUGAGCAGCUUGGCUGAUUUGAAACCCAAGCUCUCAAACGUGCAGGAGCUAUUCCUGCGAGAUAACAAGAUCCACAGCAUCCGAAAAUCACACUUUGUGGAUUACAAGAACCUCAUCUUGUUGGAUCUGGGUAACAAUAACAUCGCCAGCGUGGAGAACAACACUUUCAAGAAUCUCUUGGACCUCAGGUGGCUGUACAUGGAUAGCAACUACCUAGACACGCUGUCCCGGGAGAAAUUCGCGGGCCUGCAGAACCUCGAGUAUCUGAACGUGGAGUACAACGCGAUCCAACUCAUCCUCCCUGGCACCUUCCAUGCCAUGCCCAAACUGAGGAUCCUCAUUCUCAACAACAACUUGCUGAGGUCCCUACCCGUGGAUGUGUUCGCUGGGGUCUCACUCUCUAAGCUCAGCCUGCACAACAAUUACUUCAUGUACCUCCCGGUGGCAGGGGUGCUGGACCAGUUAACCUCCAUCAUCCAAAUAGACCUGCACGGCAACCCCUGGGAGUGCUCCUGCACUAUUGUGCCUUUUAAGCAGUGGGCAGAACGCCUGGGUUCCGAAGUGCUGAUGAGCGACCUCAAGUGUGAGACCCCGGUGAACUUCUUUAGGAAGGAUUUCAUGCUCCUCUCCAAUGACGAGAUCUGCCCUCAGCUGUACGCCAGGAUCUCGCCCACACUAACUUCGCACAGUAAAAACAGCACUGGGUUGGCGGAGACCGGGACGCACUCCAACUCCUACCUAGAUACCAGCAGGGUAUCCAUCUCCGUGCUGGUCCCGGGACUGCUGCUGGUGUUUGUCACCUCCGCCUUCACGGUGGUGGGCAUGCUCGUGUUUAUCCUGAGGAACCGAAAGCGGUCCAAGAGAAGGGACGCCAACUCCUCGGCGUCCGAAAUUAAUUCCCUACAGACAGUCUGUGACUCUUCCUACUGGCACAAUGGACCUUACAACGCAGACGGGGCCCACAGGGUGUAUGACUGUGGCUCUCACUCGCUCUCAGACUAA